UUAUCGAUUGUAAGUAUGCAUGUGUCUAGAUCAAAUUCCACAUGCUUGACGGUAGAUAGGUAUAUGAAAAUGGCGCUUGUACAUCGAGUUAAUAUAAAUUUUGGAUUUAUAUUAAAUACACUUUAUUGUAAAUGUAUAGUAAACAUAAAAAGAUGUAAAACAGAAUAUAAAACUAAAAAACAAGCAGAUUUUAAAUAUGGUGAAAAUUUAACAUUUAAAGAAAUGCUUAAUUUUAGACAAAUGCAAGCAAGAAAAUCUAUUUUAGUAAGGGUAGCAGAAAAUAAUAUUGAUGAUUUGAAAAAUUUUUGUACAAGAUAUGUGAAUAUUAAUAAAAUGUUCUGUUAUAAUACAGUAAAUAAUAAAUGUUUUGUAUUAAUAGAAUUAAUAGGAGAGCAAGAUGUGAAAAUUUUUAGAAACUUAGCUUCAUUUAAUAAAUUAAAUUCAAAUCCCCAUUGUGUUACACCAUUAUUUGUGUAUAAAAGUAAAAAUUUAAAUAAUGAAUCAAAAAAUUCAACAAUAUUUAAACCUUUUAAUUCCAUUGAAGUCAGAGAAAUAUUAGAAAAUAAAAACUCUAUAUCGGAACAAAUGAUUUCUCUUUAUGACAUGUUAAAAAUUACAGAUUUAGAUAUAAGGUUGAGAUUUUUUACUGCUGAACAAAUUUCUUAUUAUUUAUCUAGAUUAUUUAUCAAUAUAUCUGUUAUACCAUUUGGAUCUUCUGUUAAUGGUUUUGGUCAAAUAGGAUGUGAUCUUGAUUUAUUAUGUAAAGCAUACAUAUCUAACUUUACAAAUAAUUCUUCAAAAAAAUUUUUAUACAUGGCACAACCUCUCUAUCUUACAGAUAGGAAUGAACAGAAACAAUUCUUAGAUGCAAUAGGCACAAUAAUGAAAACUUGUGUUCCUGGUAUCAACAAUAUGAAAAAAAUUCUUGAAGCACGAGUUCCUAUAAUUAAAUUUUUUAAUCAAAAUACAAAUAUGCAGUGUGAUCUCAGUGGUACAAAUAUGACUGCAUUACAUAUGUCUGAAUUGUUAUAUACAUAUGGAGAAAUGGAUUGGCGUGUUAAACCACUUAUUUGCACUAUUCGUAAAUGGGCAAGAAAUAUGGAUGUAACAAAGAAUAUUUCAGGGCAUUGGAUCACGAAUUUUUCCCUUACUUUGUUAAUUUUAUUUUAUUUACAAAUAAAAAAUAUAUUACCUUCUUUAAAUACAAUAAAAAAUCACAUAAAUAAAUCAAAAAAUUGGCAUUAUGAUUGGAAAAAUUCUAUAAAUUAUAAUAAUGACUCUUUAUAUAAUCUCUUAUAUGGAUUUUUUGAAUAUUAUAGUAUUUUUGAUUUUAAAAUGCAAGCAAUUUGCAUAAAGGAAGGAAAAGUCAAAAUGAAACGAGAUUCAUCACCGCUUUAUAUUUAUAAUCCAUUUGAGUCAUCAUUAAAUGUUAGUAAAAAUAUUACGAUAUUUGAAUUAACGCGUUUGAUAGAUCACUUUCGAAAAGCAUUGCAAAUAUUAAUAGAUUCAAAUGAUAAAAAUACUCUUAUAGAAUUAAUUAAUUUGACAUCAUCGACAAAGAUAAACCAUAUAUACAAUUCUGAAAUUGUAAAAACAACUGAAAUUGAUAAUAUUAAUAUUGAUGAAAAAAAUAAUGAUAAAUUUAAUGAAAAAGAAUCUUUAAACGAAUCUAUAAAUAAAAUCGACAUUAAUGUUUUAAAUACAAUGGAAAAAAAUAUAAUAAAGUAAUAAUAAAUA
Molecule: messenger RNA, 1737 nt
Organism: Apis cerana (Asiatic honeybee)
Lineage: Eukaryota; Metazoa; Arthropoda; Insecta; Hymenoptera; Apidae
Gene: MTPAP
Product: mitochondrial poly(A) polymerase
Biological process (GO): RNA 3'-end processing
Molecular function (GO): poly(A) RNA polymerase activity
Source: RefSeq, a predicted model, not a curated record